Molecule: messenger RNA, 1920 nt
Organism: Moesziomyces antarcticus
Lineage: Eukaryota; Fungi; Basidiomycota; Ustilaginomycetes; Ustilaginales; Ustilaginaceae
Product: actinin-like protein
Exons: 4
Coding region: 1-1920 (639 amino acids)
Biological process (GO): actin filament bundle assembly; actin cytoskeleton organization
Cellular component (GO): cell projection; cortical actin cytoskeleton; actin filament bundle
Molecular function (GO): calcium ion binding; actin lateral binding
Source: RefSeq, a predicted model, not a curated record
AUGGCUUACAAGCGAACUUCCGUGCUCGUCGGCCUUCCCGACCAGGACCGAGGCUGGGAAGAAGUGCAGGCAAAGACAUUCACAAAAUGGCUCAACACCAAGCUAGAGUCGAGACAGAUCGCUCCGAUGCGAUCACUAGCGACUGAUCUCUCCGACGGCGUCAAGCUGGUGCAGCUCAUGGAGAUCAUGGGCGACACCACCCUCGGCCGCUUCUACAUGAAUCCGCGCAUGCGCGUCCAGAAGGCAGAGAAUGUCAACCUCGCGCUCGAAUUCAUCAAGAGCAGAGGCGUCGUGCUCACCAACGUCGGUGCCGAGGAUAUUGUCGAUGGCAACCUCAAGCUCAUCCUCGGCAUGAUCUGGACUCUCAUUCUCCGCUUCACCAUCGCGGAUAUCAGCGAGGAGGGCGUCACUGCCAAAGAGGGUCUAUUGCUGUGGUGCCAGCGCAAGACAGCUCCAUACCAGGAAGUAGAGGUGACCAACUUCACAACAUCCUUCAAGGACGGCCUUGCAUUGUGCGCCCUGAUCCAUCGCCAUCGCCCCGACCUUCUCAACUACGACGCAUUGCCAAAGUCGGAUCCACACGCUUGCACCCGAACCGCCUUCCAAGUGGCCGAGCAGCAUCUGGGCAUCCCGCAGCUGCUCGAUGUCGAAGACUUGUGCGACCGUGCCAAGCCAGACGAACGCAGUGUGAUGACCUACGUCGCCCAAUACUUCCACGCUUUCAGCUCCAUGGAGCAGGCCGAGGUGGUCAGCCGCAGGGUCGCCACCUUUGCCGACGUCAUGCAGGGCGCCUGGCUCAUGCAGCAAGACUAUGAAAGGAGGGCACGCGAGCUUGUCGAGACUAUGAGCAACCUUCAAGCGGGAUGGGUCGCGGCCAAGUUCGCAGGCACCUAUGCAGACGCUCGAGCGCAGCUGACCGAGUUCAACGAAUACAAGAUCGGAGUCAAGCGCGAGCUCGUGCGAGAGCGUACGGAUCUGGCGGCGCUGCUUGGCAACAUUCAGACUAAGCUAAAGACGUACCACCUUCCCGAGUGGAUGCCGCAUCCAGGACUGAGGCAGUCCGACCUGGACGCGGCGUGGGCCACGCUGGCCGAAGCCGAGGCGCGUCGCAGCCGGUCCAUCAACGCCGAGAUCCGCAACGCCAAGGAAAACCUGCGCAUCAAGUUUGCCGAUGCUGCCAAUGCAUUCGAGCGACAACUGCGCGAGGUGGCGGGCGGCAUCGCAACGCUCGAGGGCGACCUCGAGGGGCAAGAAGGCGUGGUGAAGAGUCUGCUCGCCCAGCUCGACCCCAUCAAAGACCGACUCGAGCUCAUUUCGGCGCUCGAGCAGGCAUGUACCGACGCCAAGGUGGAAGAGAACGACCACACCAUCUUUACACUUAGCGAUCUCGCGUUCGAGUGGGAGCUGGUGCGAGCGAGCGUCUCCAAGAAGCUGGCCUUUAUCCAGAACCAGAUCGUCUCGCGUCAGCACACCAACCUUACGCCGGCACAACUCGAAGAGUUCGAGUCCACCUUCCGCUACUUUGACAAGGACGCCUCCAAUACGCUCACCGUGCCGGAGCUGGGGGCAGCGCUCGCCAGUCUGGGCAUCAUCUACACCGAGGACGACAUCGAGCAGAUCCACCUGCAGCUCAGCGAGACGUUUGGCGCCGUCUCGUACGACGCAUUCCUCACCUUUUUGCGCGAGAUCACCGAGGACACGACGUCGCCCGAUCAGCUGCUCGAGGCGUUCCAGGGCUUGGCGGGCGACAAGCCGUAUGUGACCGAACUCGACCUGCGACUCGCACUGCUGCCCCAGGGCUCGAUCGACUAUCUCAAAGCCGCCAUGCCCCAGGUGCAAGUCGAGGGGGUCGAGGAUGCUGUGUAUGACUACGAGGGCUACCUCACUGGCCUCUUUGGCGUUGCCCAGGCCGAGGCCUAG